This is a messenger RNA of Saccostrea echinata, 1080 nucleotides long. RefSeq lists its product as uncharacterized. Lineage: Eukaryota; Metazoa; Mollusca; Bivalvia; Ostreida; Ostreidae. The coding region runs from base 763 to 1080 and encodes 105 amino acids. The record is from RefSeq and is a predicted model, not a curated record. The transcript has 3 exons.
UAAAAUUUUAUGUUUCAUAAAAUGUUUUAUAUGCAAGCUUUUUACAUUGUUAAUGUCAAGUCAAUUAAAUUUUGUAGUUAUCAUUAGUAUGCUGUAUUAAGGUCGGGUUCAAUUUUAAUCGGGAUCGAGUUCCCAAUAUUUAAAUCCGGUGGAAACAUGAGGUUAUGGUAAUUUUAAUCUGAGCUACAAUGUGAAGAAUUGUUUCAUAUAAUUAUCAAAGAAUUGGUUGUAUUGACAUAUCAGUGAUAUCAUUUAACUGCGUAAACAAAAUUAGACAUUUUGAUAGUGAGUCGGGUGGAGAAGUGACCCUAAGACCCGCGAUCUGGCAAACUCCAGUUUCGUGAUAUUCACAAUGAGGAUGGCUUCUGUCUUCUGCUUGUAAUGAUUUAUCAGACUCACAGGCAACUCGAAGCGACGAAUCAUGGGACUGACACAGUUUUUAAGUUUAAAUAAUAACCUUUCUAAUGUAAUAACUGGACAUUUGUUACGGAGACAUCCCUCCGAGAAUACCAAAGUGAUUGAUACCAAUAAACUGCUCCAUGACCAGUGUCACCACCGGGAAUUCUGUGGCUCAGAUAGGAAGUAUUUGGUCUGUGUUGGAGUUUGCUUUAAAGAUAGCAAUCAUAUGCAUGACCACCGGUUCUUGGGCAAAUGUCUACAAACAUGUCCAUGCCUCUCAAUUUGACAGGACAGGCAAAGAAUCGGGACUAGAUAAGUAUCAAUACUAGUGCAUUACACACACAGUGUUUAGUAAGUCUCAGUAUGGAGAUUUACCCAUAUUUAAUGGAUUGUUAUGCUAUUGGUAAUGCUGGUUUUGUGCUGAUAUUAAUUCAUAAUAUGAUGCCACCAAAGAUUAAGGAAAGGAAACCUGUUGCAGAUCCACAACCACCAGGAAGUACAAGUUACACACUCAAAAUGCUCAAGCUCCUCCUGUGGAUUUUACUGCACAUAUCUGUGUUGGAUGACAAAUUAUCAUUGUCUCCAGUAAGCUGCUCUGACACCAGUGGUGACUUAGAUAACUCUAAUUUUGUCAACACACUUCAACAUUUGUUUUAUGGACCAGAAUUACCACAAAAAUGA